AAAAAGGACAAGUAGUUGUAAAUGAAUAUCCUAGAUGGGUUGCAAAGCAAGAUGCACGGCUCAGCAGGCCUCCACUCGGCCAUGGCCAUCAACCGCCAGCGGCGUCUCAGAAGACAAGCCAAGAAAAGAGCAGCCGAACGCCGGCUCAGCUCAAGAACCAACAGCACCGACAGCAUGGACCAUCCGCGAAUAGAAGGACUCAACUCGCCCAAAGAACCUGUCCUCGCCUCCUCCAUAGGCUUGCUUCACCUGGGAGUCUGCUUCUUCGUCCUGGGGCUCUUCCUCAUCGGCUCAGGGCUGCUGCCUGACGAUUACGUCACGUGGAGAGGCGACGGUUAUUGGAACGAGCUGGUCAUCACUGGGAUAUUCGUGACUGCUCUGGGUCUCUUCCUGAUCAUCCUCAACAUGAUCGUGAGCAAGAAAGAGGACACUGAACUGGAGACGUAUGUGGCAAGGCAGCUAACUAGGUCUAGAAGUGGCCAUAGGCUCGAGAGGGAUACGGAAACUGGUUGUUUGACAACCAAACAUCAUCGGAUACAUUUGGAGAGACAGCGAGAGGCUAGCGAGAGGGGGAUGAAAGAGGUUAUUCAGACCCAUUCGCCACAUACUGUUAUAACCCUGCCGACUAUCAACAGUGACAGUGAUUUGGAGAAGGAAAUGGAGGAGGAUUUGAAGACGGAGAGGUUGAAUUAUCGAGAGAUCAAUGAGCAGGUGACUACUCCUAGUUCCAGCGCUACUACCCCGGAUGCCAGAGAGCUGCUCAUCAACAGCAGGCAGAAUAGUUUUAAUUCAAGACAUUACUAACUUUGAAUGAGUGGCAAUUUUAAUCUAUCUAACUUUGUGAAAUUCAUAUCGCUGGACUGAUAUCGACUCCUACCAAAUUUGUAUUAAAUGUUGUGGAAGGGUUACUUACUCCCAUGCACUUAUAUUAUAUUCAGAUUCUAUUUACGAGGAUAUUUCACCGUCUUUACAAUGUUUUACAAUUUUCACAUCGUUGUUUAUUCGCUGUUGAAUAAAUGACCAAUUUCAACAUUC
This is a messenger RNA of Phaedon cochleariae (mustard beetle), 1035 nucleotides long. The record is from the annotation of a GenBank genome assembly. NCBI's taxonomy places the organism in Eukaryota, Metazoa, Arthropoda, Insecta, Coleoptera, Chrysomelidae.